Molecule: messenger RNA, 2028 nt
Organism: Stylonychia lemnae
Lineage: Eukaryota; Ciliophora; Spirotrichea; Sporadotrichida; Oxytrichidae
Source: the annotation of a GenBank genome assembly
AUGAAUCUCUAUGCUAAACUAGAGCAUUUGGAAUAAGAUAUUUAUUUUGAUGAAGAUGACUAUGAUUAGGAGAAUGAUAGAGUAAUAAUGAACUUAUUAUAGCAAAAGCAAGUGUCCAUAAACGAAACUCAUGACAAAUAAAAGCUAGAAUAUAUGCUUUAGGGUGAAAAAGCAAGGUAAGUUGCUGUGAUGGAAAAAAUUCAAAGGCUCGAAAAAUUCAGAGAGAAACUUCAUAAGCAAGCUGGCAAAUGGGAUGCAUAUGAAAGAAAGUCAAAGGACUUUAUGAAUCUUACAAGUGAUUGCAAUUACGGAUGCUCCAAAUAAUGCUAUCAGGAUUAUAAUUUGUCAACAGUAAUAAAUACAUUCGUCUCUUGUAUUGCACCUCAAUGUAAAUGCUUAAACUCAUUUGCUCUCUAGCAUAUUCCUGAACCAUAUUUCAAUGAGACUGAGUUUAACGUGAGAAGAUUAGAUAUUGUUAAAUAGGCGUCGGAAAGAGUCUCAGAAAAUUGGCCAACUGCGAUAAGGAAAACUUAUUUGGAUGCUAAUGGUUAUGAUCUCAUUAGAGACUGUGAUCUUCAGUGCCACAGAGAUUGCUUUGCAAUUAAGAAAUAUGUUCCUUUUGACACACUUCUCUAAUGCCCAAGAUACAGAUGCAAUUGCUGGUAUCGUUUAGAUGAGGAGAUUACUAAGCAAAUUCCUACAGGUUAUCUCUAAGCAUAAGACUGGACAUCUCAAAUUCUAAAGGAUUGCGAUAAGCCAUGUGCCUAGAGAUGCUUAUCAAGUUUUGCAUCAAAGCCAGAAGUUGAAUUCUGUGUUUAAUAUAAAUGUGGCUGUAAAAUAGAGCAGGGAACUUAAUCAGAUCUACUUAUGGACAGAUUAGGAUUCAAUAGAGAUAAGUAUGUGAGUAACUUACCUUCUUAAUAAGUUACCAAAGAAAUCAGCAGAGAAACAAUCUAUGAUGAUAAUGAUGAUUUGGAUGAAAGUGAUACAAUAUAAAUAGAAAGAAGUUUAAGAAUUGGUGAAAAUGAUAGAGCUAAAAUAUAACAAAGUGAAUACAUUGGUGGAAGAGGUGGCCAUUAAUACAUUGAGAAAAAUAUAACUUAGACCCCUUAUGGUGUAAAAUAAGAGAAGAUAGUUGAGAAAGUUUAUCCAUAGGCUUUGUUUCAUCAUCAAUAACAUGAAUUAGAUUAAUAUCAGGGAUAAAAUGAUCAAAUGAUUGAUCAAUAAAUUCAUAGAAGUCAUUAAGGGCCUAUAGUGCAUGAUCCUUUAAGAUUGUAUCAAGAGUAAAUAGCAGAGCCAAAGAACUGGAACUUUAAUGAGGAGAAUUUCCCUUAUAAAGAUCAAAUAAGAAUUAGAGAGUAUCAUACAAUUGAUAAUUAGCCUGUACAUCAAAAUUCUUAACAUCACAGACCACAUUCAGAGAUGUUCAGAGAUCAAAGUAAUAUUAACUACACCGAGUUUAACAUUCAUGUAGAUUUGUAUCCUUCUUCUGAUCUGCUUCCAGAUUCUGUAAACUAAAUUCGACAGUAGCAUCAUCUUGAACAGUAGAUGAAAUUAUAGCCAAGAGCAUUGGAAAACAUUUUAGAUUCGAGGGAACUUUAAGAAUAUUAAGAUUUUCUGAGGUUUAAGAAGGCUAAAGAGCUUAUGAAAGUUAAGACCUACGAAUAAGAUUUAGAAGCUGAAGAAGAAGAAGAAGAAUAAGAAGUUACUCACCAAAAGAAAUAAGAGAAAGGUAAGAAAGGUGAAAAAGCUCAUGAUAAGAAAGGUAAAGGAAAAGAGAGGAAAGAAGGCAAGGGCAAAUCAGAUUAUGCAGUCUUGUAUAAUUUAGAUGAACUAAUGACUGAUAAUGAAAUAGCCUCAGCACAGUAUCAGUCACUAUCUAUAUUCGUACUCUUUAUUGUUACAAUCUUACUCAUGGUUGCUACUGUUUCAAUAUACAAGAACUUUAUCAGAUCAUAUGAUGAUAAAAAUUCAAAGCUUCUUUAUUAGGGUGAUCAAAAUGAAGUUGCCUUUCAGAAAAUGUACUGA